UCUUGGUGUAGGGGUCAAGGCUCAACCACAGAGCCACACCGGCGGGUAAGACAGAUCAUCCAGUAAACCGCAAGAUCCCCUCUUCCCAAGGACAGGAAGAGUGAAUGGUUUGUACUCAAAACAGAAACCAGUUACUGCCGCUGGUAUUACUGCCGGUCAUGCCAGCCACACCCAAGGGUGGAUGGAGUCAGGGGAGUAAACUUCCUUUUAAAUCAGCAUAAAGCUGAUGCAUGUUUACUAAGACCCUCCCCAGGACCUCCCUUAAAAUCGCUCCUUCAGAGGACGGAUAAGAGCCCUGGAGACGAGGGCCAGCACGGGUCUCGGGAGCACACCCAGCCCUCCGUCCCUCACAGGCCUGCCUCGUGGCCUGGCUCCUAGCUCGGAGGGUCCCGUGAAGCUUGCGGCCAGGGGCAGUGGGCAGUGACCGUUUGUCCCUGGUGCACCCCUGACCCGGUCUCCAAGGCCUCCCUUUCGUCUGACUUCCCAGUGAACCGACAGCAGCCCGCCUGGGCCCACUCCGUCACCGUGACCGUCUUCUCGGCGAGCCCACGCAGCCCGUGUGGCCCCUUUGUCCCGUGAUGUUCUGGGGAGCCAAAGCAGCCCCUCCCAGGCUCUCCUGCCGCUCCUUCUACUCUCAGCCCUCCCUGGCGUCACUGUCGCCGCUCCAAUAAACGUACUGUCACAGUCACCUGACUUGUGUUGUGAAAUCCUUCCUGCAUGAAGUCAAGAACCCAUUCACCACCGGAGGCCCGGGCGGGCUCGAGGCAGACCCUCUCCAGCCUGCUCCCUGUCCCCCCUGCCACCCCGAGUGUGGCCCUCCCAGGCCCAGGAGGCGGGGGCCCAGAGUGCUGGUGGUCUGAGGCCCCUCCGUCUCUUCCAGUCUGGGGAACUCCUCGAGGCCGGGACAUUUUGAGGAGCAGGGCUGGUCACUGUGGACUCUCUGUUGUUUUCUGAAGAUUGGGUUCAGGGUUUGUAUUUUGGGGACCACAGGAGAGGGGCUGUGCCCCCCGGUGCACCUGGGCUCAGCCUGUCCACCAAUCCUGACGCCAGUGACGUGAGCCCUGACGCCUGGCUCGGGAGAUCCCAACGUUUCUCCACCUCAAGUCACUGUCUGCCUUCGGAACCAGUCGGCGUCCCGGGGAGAUGCUUUGAGACAAGGAGUGACAGCCCAGAGGACCAGCAGAGCCCGUGAGCCUUGAAUGUCACCUCGCAGGGCCAGGCCAGCGUUGGAGAUGGUGUCCCCGGGGUCUGGCCCGUUGCCCGCCGGCCCCGCGGCCCCCAAGGAGCCAGCCCUGGCCAGGCUGUGUGCCCAGGUGGACCUGUGUCUGGGCUGCUCCCGCUGCGCCCAGCGCCUCAACGAGAGCACCUACCUCCUGCACCCCGUGGAGCACAGCUGUCCCCGCGAGAUCCUGCUGGCCCGCUUCAAGCACGCCACCCAGAGCAGCAUCUGGCGCAAGGUGAACCAACGGCCCAGCUUCCCGCGGCCCGCGCGGUAUGAGGUCUGCCGCUACUACAGCCCCGGGCAGGGCUGCCGGCGGCACCGGAACCAGUGCACCUUUGCCCGAAGCCCCGAGGAGGCGCUGGUCUGGACCUUCGAGCGGGAGCACAGCGUCCACCGUCUGUGGCUGAAGGCCGCAGUGGAAGGUGGCGGGGCCCAGGGCAAGCUGCGCAACCUGGCGGACACCAUCCGAGAGGACUUUGGUGGCCACUUCCAGCUGCUCUGCAGCCGCUGCUUCCGGCUCUGCCCCCCACGCCUCAGCCGCCUGGGUCCCCAGAGACGCUGCCACACACAUGGAGCCGGCCCCUCGAUUCUUGCCCACGUGAGCUCUGAGGGCCGCCACCAGAAGCAGGUGGUGGAGGUGCGGCCACAGCCCCAGUACCGCCGGCCGCUGACCUACUGCAUGUUCGUGGAGCGAGGACGGCCGUGCCGGCAUGGGGCGGCCCGCUGCCAGUACGCCCACAGCGCCGUGGAGAUGGCCGUGUGGAAGGCGGAGCAACAGGGGGGGCUCCAGAGGGCAGACCUGCUCACAUGCCCCGCCCCCAGGGGCAGCAGGCAACUGGCCGCCGACAGCCAGCCCCCCGCCCCCCAGCUGUACUGCCACGCCUGUCUGGUCACCUGCGGCUCCCAGGAGGCCUUCGAGAACCACUGCUCCUCCCCGGAGCACGUGCAGAUGGUGGCCCAGGGCCAGGCCGUGGCCUGGGUCCACCGAAGCCCGCCCACUGGGCUCUCCGCCUUUGAGCUCUGCCCCAGGCCCGCCCUCUGUGAGUACGGGAACAGCUGCACCAAGGCCCACUCGGAGCAGGAGCUGCAGGAGUGGACACAGCGGGUGCAGACGGCACAGCUCCGGGAGCAGGCGGCCUGGCAGGAGGGGCUGGUGCCGUACCGGGAGCGGCUGCUGGCCGAGUACCAGCGCAGCAGCAGCGAGGUCCUGGUGCUGGCCGAGACGAUCGAUGGCGUGUCUGUCGCCUGCGACCAGCCCCUGGUGCAUCGGGCCCAGGAGAAGAAAAUCCAGCACAGCUGGACAUUUGUCGUCCACUCUGAGGAGCCCCUGCAGCACGUGGCCCUGCUCAAGCAGGAGCCUGGAGCAGACUUCUCGCUAGUGGCUGCCCGCCUGCCCCUGGACCAGGUGUACGCCCAGGGGGAGCGCUUCCGCACGCCCGACUGCCCCUCCGAGUUCCAGGUGGGGGUGCGUGUGCAGAGCGCCUCCUUCGGCACCUUCGAGCAGUGGGUGGUCUUUGACUUUGGCCGCCGGCCAGCCCUGCUGCAGAGGCUGGUGCUGCAGCUGGGCCAGGAGCACCGCCCAGGGGGGCUGCUAGCGCCCGGCCACCCCGAGGAGCUGGAGCGCUGGAACACGGGCAACCGCCAUGUGGUCCCUGGCGUGGAGCGCACAGCGGAGCAGGCCGCCCUGAUGGCCAAGUACAAAGUGCCCGCCCUGGCCCUGGAGUUCAGCCGCGGCAGCCCGGCCCCGGGGCCCCUGUCCUGCACCAACUACCGGCAGAGGAUGCACCAGUUUCUCUAUGAGGAGGAGGCUGCUCAGCAGCAGCUGGUGGCCAAGCUGAACCUCCGUGCACCAGUGUCCCUGAAGACCUCCCUGCAGACGCCAGCCCUGGGCAUGCUCUUCCCGCCCCCGGGAGCCCUCUAUGCCGAGGUCCCCAUCCCCUCCUCCCUGGCACCAGACACCGAUCAGGGCUUUCUCCUGAGCCGGGCAGUCAGCACGGCGCUCCUGGCUCCCGUGCCCGCACCUGACCGCAGGGUGUUCGAGGUGCGGCUGGAGACCCGGGCCAGCUCCGAGCAGGCGAGGUGGCUGCUGCUCCCGGCUCACUGCUGCGAGGCCCUGGGGCUGCAGCCCGAGACCAGCCCCCUGCUGGAGGUGCAGUUCCAGGUCGACCUGCUGACCUUCCGCCUCUGGCACGAGGCCGUGGACGCUCUGCCCGAGGAGCGCCUGGUGGUGCCCGACCUGCAGGCCUGCGCCCUGCCCUGCCGGCGGCCCAGUCCUCCCGCGCUGCACGGCAACCGCAAGCAGAAGCUGGCCGUGGAGCUCAUCGUGAGCGGGGGCCCCGGCGGCCAGCCCGUCGCCCCCCUGCUCAUCUACGGCCCCUUCGGCACAGGCAAGACCUACACACUGGCCCUGGCCUCCCUGGAGGUGAUUCGUCAGCCCCACACCAAAGUGCUCAUCUGCACACACACCAACAGCGCGGCCGACAUCUACAUCCAGGAGCAUUUCCACGGCCACGUGACCAGUGGCCACCCAGAGGCCACGCCGCUGCGGGUGAUGUACACGGACCGGCCGCCCAGCCAGACGGACGCGGCCACGCUGCAGUACUGCUGCCUGACCAAGGACCGCCGGGCCUUCCGCCCGCCCACGCGCGCCGAGCUGGAACAGCACCGCAUCGUGGUGGCCACCACCUCGCAGGCCCGCGAGCUGCAGGUGCCCGCCGGCUUCUUCUCGCACAUCCUCAUCGACGAAGCCGCCCAGAUGCUGGAGUGCGAGGCCCUCACCCCGCUGCGCUACGCCCUGCCCAGCACCCGCGUGGUUCUGGCGGGGGACCACAUGCAGGUCACGCCCCGGCUCUUCAGCGUGGACCGGGCGCAGGCGGCCGGCCACACCCUGCUGCACCGGCUGUUUCGGCUCUACCAGCAGCAGACGCACGAGGAGGCCCAGCACAGCCGCCUCAUCUUCCACGAGAACUACCGCUCCACGGAGGCCAUCAUCGACUUCGUCUCCCGGCACUUCUACGUGGCCAAGGGCAACCCCAUCGUCGCCCGCGGCAAGGUCCCGCGCCACCCCCGGCGCUACCCGCUCAUGUUCUGCCACGUGGCAGGCAACCCCGAGCGCGACCUGUCCCUGAUGUCCUGGCUCAACACGGCCGAGGUCGUCCAGGUGGUUGAGCAGGUGCAGGAGCUCUGUGACACCUGGCCGCAGUGCUGGGGCAGCUGCGAGCAGAGACACAUCUGUGUGGUGUCCCACGGCGCCCAGGUGAGUGUGCUGAGGCAGGAGCUGAGGAGGAGGGACCUGGGCCAGGUGUCCGUGGGCAGCUUUGAGAUCCUGCCAGGCCGGGAGUUCCGGGUGGUGGUGCUGAGCACCAUCCACAACCACCAGAGCCUGCAGAGCCCGGGCGCCCCGCCCCUGGAGUUCUUCACGGACGCCCGCGUGCUCAACACCAUCAUGACCCGCGCCCAGUCGCAGGUGGUGGCUGUGGGGGACGCCGUGGCCCUCUGCUCCUUCGGGGCCUGCAGCAAGCUGUGGAAGAGCUUCAUCCGCCAGUGCGUGGAGCACCGCAGCGUCUGCCCCGAGGGCCUGUCCCUGGAGCACAUCGAGCAGGCUGUGGUCCAGCGGCAGCGCUGGGCCCGCUACCAGCAGCCCACGGCCCCCCCGGCAGAGAGAUCGGUGGCAGCGGUGGCCGGGGGCACCGUCCCAGAGGAGGGGGCCGCAGGGGCCCCAGCCCCAGGGCACGCGGCCCUGGCUGAGGCCGAGGAGGGUACCUUCCCGGCCAGGACUUUCGUGGUUGGGGACACAGCGUCAGGGGGCUGCCCAGCAGGUGGAGACAGCGCGUCAGCAGGGAACCCGGCCCACGUGGUGGCCAGGCCAGCGGCCACAGACAGGGAGGACGCCGAGGACGAUGCUGAGGACGCUGAGGACUCCGAGUCCGACUUCUGGUCCUCCGACGGGGAGCUCAACGCCGACGACGCCAUCCUGCAGGAGCUGCUGGACGAGAGCCGGAACGUGUCGGUGACCGUGCGGGAGGACGGGCUGCUGGACACGGUGGCCAGGCCUGCGUCCCCACAGCGGUCCCGGCAGUACGUGAACCUGCCACGGGACGUGCUGCGGCAGCUGCUGCGCCAGGAGCCCGAGCUGCACCACAGGUGCACCUUCGUGCCGGAGACCUUCGAGCGGGCAACCGCGAUGCCGCUGGAGGACACGGGGCCCGGCCCCAUCCAGCUCCGCGGCCGCCUGCACUGUGGGAUGGCCUUCAGUGGUGACGAGGUGCUGGUGAAGGUCCUCGGCCGGGAGCGGGGCCCGGCCGGGCGGCCGCAGGGCCGCGUGCUGGGCGUGCUGAAGAGGCGGCGUCACGAACUGACGUUCGUGUGCCGCAUGGACGAGUGGGACCCGCGCAUCAUGACCCCCAUCGACGGCUCUGUGACCAAGAUCUUCGUGGCCGACCUGAAGGACCCGCUGCAGGUGCCUGUCCACCGCCUCCUGCAGGGCCGUGUGCAGCGGGUGGGGUUCGAGCCGCUCACAGCCCAGGCCCGGCGGCACCGGCUCUUCUGGGUGCGCAUCGUGGCCUGGCGAGAGCGCUUCUACUACCCGCUGGGCAUCGUGUUGGAGGUGCUGCCCGAGGCCACCACCUGGGAGCAGGGCCUCAGCAUCCUGGACCUGGAAUAUGGCCUCAAGGAGCCCUCGCCAGACCCAGCCGUGGUCUCCAAGGCCCUGCAGAGGUACAGCGCUGAGCUCGCUCGGGCGCCAGGCUCCCGUGAGGACUGCCGCAGCUUCCUGACCUUCACUGUGGACCCCCAGGGAGCCUGCAACCUGGACGACGCCCUCAGUGUGCAGGACCUGGGCUCCAGGUACGAGGUGGCUGUGCACAUCACCGACGUGGCCAGCUUCGUGCCCAGGGACACUCCGCUGGACGUGGAGGCCCGCAGACAGGGCAUCGCCUUCUAUGCCCCCAACCGGGUUCCGACGCCCAUGCUGCCCGCCGACCUGUGCCAGGACAUGCUCAGCCUCCUCCCGGGCCAGGACCGCUUUGCCAUCUCUCUCUUCCUCACCUUCGAGAAGGGCAGCGACCAGCUUAAGAGCCUGCGCUUCGCACCUUCGGUGAUCUGCUCCGACCGCCAGCUGUCCUACGAGGAGGCCGAGCAGGUGCUCCGGGCGCAGCAGGGGGCCGGCCGGGAGCUGCCCGCCCGCCUGGACUCCGUGGAGGCCUGCGUCCUGGUGGCGUGCCACUUCUCCCGGGCGCUGCGCCAGCGCCGUCUGGAGGCCUCCUGCCACUAUGAGCAGCUGGACGAGGACAGCACACUGGGCUUCCGGACGGCCCACACCAUGGUCAAAGAGUACAUGAUCCAGUUCAACAGCCGGGUGGCCGAGUUCCUGGUGGGCUGUGAGCACACCCGGACGGUCACGCCGCUGCGGUGCCAGCCAACGCCCAGCGGCCCCCAGCUCGAAGCGGUGAGCGAGAAGCACGGAGAGGUGGUGCCGCUGUCCCUUCACCUGAGACACCACCUGCGGGGCCACAGCACGCCCGGCGCACAGCUCCACCUGCUGGCUGCCCUCUGGAGGCACGUCCUGCUGGCCGCCCACACCCAGGACGUCGACCUGCUGGUAGACCUCAUCACCACGGACGACAUGCACCCCUCACUGGCUGCUGCAGGCCUGGACUUCCGCAAGGCCCUGGGCCGCUCUGCGUUUGGCCGCUCCAGCCAGGGUGAGCAGAACCCAACCGGCCACUACUCGCUGCAGGUGGAGUGGUACACCUGGGCCACCUCGCCCAUCCGCAGGUACCUGGACGUGGUUCUGCAGCGGCAGAUCCUUCUGGCCCUAGGCCAGGGGGGCUCCACCUACUCCGCCAGGGACAUCAACAGGCUCUGCCAGGACUUCAGCCGCCAGCACGCCCGUGCUCAGAGCUAUCAGCGCCGGGCCUACAGCCUGCACCUGGCCACUCGGCUCAAGGCCCAGCCGUGCCAGAAGCUGGGCUUCGUGCUGGAGGUGGAGCCGGGCGCCCGCUGCUUCAGACUGCUCUUCCCAGUGAACCGGGAGACCCUGCCCGACCCCUGCCCCGUCUACUACCGCGCGCUGCAGCUGGCCGAGCACCCCAGCAACCUGGAGAGCCGGCCGGGCCUGCGGCUCAAGUGGCGCCGCCGUGUGUACUCGGUGCGGGACAGGCCGUGCGCCCCACUGCCCGGCGCCCUGCUGGACCCGCACACCUGGCCCGUGGACUCCGCCCUGUGGCAGCAGCUGCUGGAGUUGGUGGAGGAGCAGCGGUGGCCGGAGGCGGCCGCCCUUGUGCGGCAGCAGGACACCGAGAAGCUGCCGCAGCGGGCGCUGGGCCAGGUGGCACACAGCCGCUGCGGCCACUUCGUGGAGGCGGCCCGGGAGCUGAGCAGCGGGGACACGCUGCAGGUGCAGCUCAGCGCCACGCUGCAGCGGGGGGUCCUGGCGCCCUUCCUGCAGCUGUGGGUCGUGGCUCCCGGCCUCAGCCUGUGCCUGGAGCACGUGGAGCGGCCAGGCGACUGCUUCUCAGGCCACGUGCCCCGGGCCGGGCGGGACCAGUGCCGCAGCCUGGAGGACUACUGCCGCGUGUGGGAGCCCUUCUGCUCCCUGGAGUCGGCCACCAGCGCGGUGGCCGAGAGCGACGCCGUCACCCUGCAGCAGGUGCACGUAGCCUGGGACGCGGAGCGGCCGGAGCAGGGGCCGCUGCAGGGCAGAUUCUGCCUGGACGCUGCCUUCCUGCGGGAGCACAGCAUUGACAUCGGCUUCGGCCAGUGCUACCUCUGCAUCCGGCUCGAGGGGCUUCGGGCCGCACCCCCCGCCGUCCCGCUGCACGAGCCGGGCAGUCUGGUCCCUGCCCUGAGCAUCGACCCCGACACCUACACCUGGGUGGCCCACGGGCUGACGGAGGACCCCAAUGCAGACGGCCAGGCCGACCAGCAGGAGGCCACCAGGCAGGUGCGCUUCUUCGUCCACCACAUGGCCAUGGAGAAGGUUCCGGAAGAGGUGCUGCGGCCCGGCACCCUGUUCACCGUCGAGGUGCUACCGAAGCAGCUUCCUGACCUCCGCAAGGAGGAAGCUGUGCGCAGGCUGAAGGACGCAUCCCAGCUGGUCAUCAGCAUCGCCCUGGGCCACCCCAUCCCCCUGCCCCGCCCCCCUCCCCACCACCUUCCUGGCCGCCACCCUCCCCACCACCUUCCUGGCCGCCACCCUCCCCACCACCUUCCUGGCCGGCAGCCCCUCCGCAGAGGGACCCCCAGCAGGUUCCUGGGGCAGCAGACCUUUGACAUCCCUAGAGGCCGACACCAGCUGAACCCCAGCCAGAACGGGGCGGUCAGAGAGGCCCUGCAGAAGCCGUUCACCGUGAUUCAGGGCCCGCCAGGCACGGGGAAGACGGUGGUGGGCUUCCACAUCGUCUUCUGGUUCCACAAGUCAAACCAGGAGCUCGCGCCAGCCUGCGGCACCCCCGCCGGGAAGGAGCAGCUGGGGGGCCCCUGCAUCUUGUACUGUGGCCCCUCCAACAAGUCGGUGGACGUGCUGGCAGGAAUGCUCCUGAGCUGGAAAGCCGAGCUGAAGCCCCUGCGCGUGUACGGGGAGCAGGCGGAGGCCACCGAGUUCCCGAUGCCGGGUGUGAGCAGCAGAGGCCCGAGCAGGAGGAGCUCCCGGGAGGGGAGGCCCAAUCAGACCCUCAGGGCCAUCACCCUGCACCACCGGAUCCGGCAGCCCUCCAACCCCUUCGCGCCCAGCAUCAAGGCCUUUGACGCCCGGCUGCAGAAAGGGGAGAUUUUCUCUGAGGAGGAUCUCGCCAAGUACAGGAAGGUGCUGGGGAAGGCACGGAAGUUCGAGCUGGACCGCCACAGGGUCAUCCUGUGCACCUGCUCGUGCGCGGCCUCGGCCAGCCUCAAGAGCCUGGACGUCCGGCAGAUCCUGGUGGACGAGGCGGGCAUGGCCACGGAGCCCGAGACCCUCAUCCCCCUCGUGAACUUCUGUCGGGCCGAGAAGGUGGUGCUUCUUGGGGACCACAAGCAGCUGCGGCCUGUGGUCAAGAACGAGCAGCUGCAAAACUUGGGGCUGGACCGGUCGCUCUUCGAGAGGUACCGCAGAGACGCCCACAUGCUGGACACGCAGUACCGCAUGCACGAGGGCAUCUGCAGCUUCCCGUCCAUGGAGUUCUACCAGGAGAGGCUGAAGACCUGGCAGGGCCUGCGGCGGCCACCCAGCGUCCUGGGCCAUGCCGGCAGGGAGAGCUGCCCUGUCAUCUUUGGCCACGUGCAGGGCCAUGAGCAGAGCCUGCUGGUGUCCACAGAUGAGGGGAACGAGAACUCCAAGGCCAACCUGGAGGAGGUGAAACAUGUGGUUCGCAUCGCCAAACAGCUGACCCUGGACAGGACAGUGGACCCCAAGGACAUCGCCAUCCUCACGCCCUACAACGCACAGGCUGCGGAGAUCAGCAAGGGCCUGGCGCAGCGGGGUGUCACGGGAGUGACGGUGUGCUCCAUCACCAAGAGCCAGGGGAGCGAGUGGCGCUAUGUGCUGGUGAGCACCGUGCGGUCCUGCCCUGAGAGCGACCUGGACCAGCGGCCAACCAAGAGCUGGCUGAAGAGGUUCCUGGGCUUUGUUGUGGACCCCAACCAAGUGAAUGUAGCCCUCACCCGGGCCCAGGAGGGGCUCUGCCUUGUUGGAGACCACCACCUGCUGCGAUGCUGCCCCCUGUGGUGCCGGCUCCUGGACUUCUGCGAGGCCCAGCGGAGCCUGGUGCCUGCCGAGCAGGUGCAGGUCCAGCGGAGGCCGGCCGUGUUUCCCUGAAGAGCCCACCUCAGCCACGCACUGCCCUCAGCUGCCAGGACAAACCCCGCUCAGCGGAAUCCCAUGUGCCUUCAGAGCCACUGCCCGCCACCCACACCCAGCUGCCUGGGUCUCAGAGGUUGGCCAUGCCCAUUCCGCACCUCCUGGAGUCGUGGCUUGUCCCCGGUGGGGAGCACGGUGGGAGGAAGGAGGGUCGAUGCCCAUCCUCCCUGUGGUGACAGGAGCAUCUCAGGGGUGGGCGUGGGACCCCAGACUGACAUGAUACUUGGUGUCUCACUGGGAAGGUUCGGGGUCAGGAAGGAAACCCCAGCUCUUUGGUCUGUGGAUGUCACCCCAGCCACUCUGGGUGCUGGCCGUGAAGCUCAGCUUUAUUUUUAAUUUUUAAAAAGACCAAAAGCAGAGCAGGGUCCUCAGCCCGAACCCCGUGUACCUCAGCCCCGUGUCCCUCAAGGGCCACCUCUCUUCGACCUCCCGCCCGGAGCAGUGGGGUCUGCGGUGCUCCCGAGGGCUGCUGGGGGGCUGCCAUCCCCGUGGCCCCGAUGGGCUCUGUGUGCUCCAGCCAGAGCCCCGCCCCCCCUUGGCCCGGGCCUCGGGACCUCGGGCACUUGCAUCCUGCAUUCUCUGGAAGCCCCUCCCCUCCCCAGCUGCCCAGCCCAGCCCACCCCCAAGCGAGGCGUCUCUGACCCUGGGUCUCAGUGCAAUUUCCUGUGGUCCCCGCGGGCUGGGGGACAAUGCACAGCAUUGUUUACAGCAGGAGGGACCCCCGUGGCCUCGCCGCGGGGCCCGGGGAAUGUGUCUGUGUGUCUGUUUUCUACAAAUCCAAUUUCUACAUUCCAAUUUUGUAUCUUUUCUUAGACUCUAUGAUUGCACAUUAAUUUUAUUAUA
Molossus molossus (Pallas's mastiff bat) is the source of this 10898-nucleotide messenger RNA. RefSeq names its product helicase with zinc finger 2 (gene HELZ2). The record is from RefSeq and is a predicted model, not a curated record. NCBI's taxonomy places the organism in Eukaryota, Metazoa, Chordata, Mammalia, Chiroptera, Molossidae. Bases 1200 to 10013 code for a protein of 2937 amino acids. Gene Ontology annotation, molecular function: metal ion binding; 5'-3' DNA helicase activity; RNA nuclease activity. The transcript is spliced from 21 exons.